AUGGGCGUCCCUAAAGUGUUCGAGAACCUCCGCGGCCGCAUCGGCAGCAUCGACUUCGCUGAUAGUCCCGUCGUCGGCAUCCUCACCUUCGAGGCGGCCGCUGCCAUGGCCCGCCUCGUCUCCCUUCAUCGCUCCCUCGCCGAGGGCCAGUUCCUCCACCUCCGCCAAAGCAUGCGCUCCCAGGGAGUUGCCUACUUGACGUCCAAGGACCAGUCCUUCCUCCUCCGUCUCGCCUGCGCCGAGAGCCUCGCAGAGCUCGACAAGGCUGCCACCUCCGUCGCCCGCCUCUGCCCCAAGUGUCGCGAUCCUAUCCUUCGCAGAUUCGAUCGGUUCUACGACGACGUCAAGGCUGGCGCACUGCGCCUCGGGCGCGUCGCCGAGGUGGACCGCCUCGGGCUCGGUUCCACCGAGAAGGACGUCGAGAAGCGGCUUAAGAAUAUGGAGAAAUGGGUGGCGGCGGCAUCAAAGUUGUACGAGGAGAUGGAGGAGCUCGGCGGGCUCGAGGCGGCGGAGCAGCGGGUUGAGCAGCAGAAGCGUCACAGUGGGCCGAUUCCGAAGCAGCAGCAGCAACCCGGCGUUUCGACGGUUCCGUCGGAGGUGGUCUCGGCACAGCGCCAUAGGGUCCGCCGGCUCAAGGAGGAAUCUCUAUGGAGCAAGCGCGUUGACAAGAUCGUUGAGCUGAUGGUCCGCGCUGUCAUCACAGUUUUCGCCAGGCUCUGCUUCGUCUUCGGUCCCUACGUCCUCGGCUUUCCGCCUGCGCCGCCCGAGCGACACUAUAGCCGUUUCCCGUUGCUCCCAGGCGGUCUCGAUCUGUUCACCAAGCGAUCUUCGGGUCCGAUUCAUCGGCCAUCGGCGGCCAAGGAAGUCCCCAUCGUGAGCAACUCUGCUCCCAUUGUCAUGCGGAAGGACACGUCUCAAAAGUGGUUCGACGAAAUGCGCAACCUGUUGGAAGCAGGCCCGAGCACCGUCGGCGGUUCGGGCUUGGCGCUGAGAUACGCCAACAUAAUCGAGCUCGCUGAGAAAUUAGGCAAGUCGAUGUCAGAGGACGGAGAGGAAGCGGCGGCGGCGGAGAGGGAGGAGCUCUAUGAGAUGUUGCCGUCGGGGAUGCGAACCGCAGUGAGGGCGAAGCUGAGGGAAUGCUGGCGGCGAGAGGGCGGGACGAGGGACGCAACGAUGGCUGAAGGGUGGCGGGAAGCGGUGGGGCGGAUUCUGGCCUGGCUAAGUCAGGUGGCGCGCGACACCCUCCGAUGGCAGGAGGAGCACUAUAUGGAGCAGAGGUUCUACACAAGGCCGCGGGCAUUGUUGCUGCAGACGCUGCAUUUCGCCGAUCAGGAGAAGACUGAGGCCGCCAUCGUGGAGGUCCUCGUCGGGCUGAGCUGCGCGCAUUGGUACCAGGAGCAAGCGCAGGUCGAGUGA
This is a messenger RNA of Zingiber officinale, 1416 nucleotides long. Its product is annotated as protein PSK SIMULATOR 1-like. The transcript has a single exon. The record is from RefSeq and is a predicted model, not a curated record. The coding region runs from base 1 to 1416 and encodes 471 amino acids. Gene Ontology annotation, biological process: positive regulation of growth. Lineage: Eukaryota; Viridiplantae; Streptophyta; Magnoliopsida; Zingiberales; Zingiberaceae.